This is a messenger RNA of Zeugodacus cucurbitae (melon fly), 3126 nucleotides long. It is a transcript of the gene mri, whose product is annotated as BTB/POZ domain-containing protein 10. Gene Ontology annotation, molecular function: protein binding. Gene Ontology annotation, cellular component: cytoplasm. NCBI's taxonomy places the organism in Eukaryota, Metazoa, Arthropoda, Insecta, Diptera, Tephritidae. Gene Ontology annotation, biological process: positive regulation of phosphorylation. The coding region runs from base 483 to 1835 and encodes 450 amino acids. The transcript is spliced from 5 exons. The record is from RefSeq and is a predicted model, not a curated record.
CAGUUAAAUAGAUUAGAAUGAAAAUCGUGGUGAAUAGCAAUGUGAAAAUUUCUAAAAAUUUUAACGCUUGCUAGACAUUUGUACUAUACUCGAUUACGCUUUGAUAAAACUGCUCAAAUUUUUACAGCCUUAAAAUUAUCUGCCAAAUUAUCAAGUUCUAUUUAACAAUUAACAUUUUGGAAAAACAUAACUAAAUUAAAAGUUUCUUAGUCAGAAAAAAAAAACAAGAGAAGAAAGCAAUCGGUACAAGGCAUCAAUAUAUUUAACACAGAAGGGGUGUGGGGUUGAAUGGCUCAUGUAAUUUUCCAAUUUCUCAAAAACAAAGGAAUUAUAAAAAAGUGUUAUUGGGACAUUGAACAAGUCAGCGAAGAUAGACGAGCGGAAAGCGGUGGAAAGAACACAAGUCGAACGACCAUCGACAAAGAAAAAAAGAGGGUUGGUGUUUAAGAAGCAAUUAUAGCUUCGUCAGUCCUACGGAAACGAUGUCAACAACUUCUCCAAAUUCUGGAAAUAGUAGUAGUAGCAACAACAACUCUACAAAAGCGACAAAACAAAGUCAACUAGACGUCGGCGACUCGUACAGUGACAGCAGUAGUAUUGAAGAAAAUCUUGAGGCUGAGGAACGACGUCGUAGAAUUUUGAAAAAUAGAAAUAGGAGCAGUGGGUAUUUACAACGUAACAUUGGUAGUAAAUCACAGCCCCUUCAUCAGCUGACGCAACAGAGGAUCAAUAUGAGUGCAGCAAGUGGUGCUAUUCCGAAACAUGACAAAACGGGCUCUGGUUUAUCGAAUAACACUGGAUGUGGUGCUAUAAUGCGUCCUGGAGAUCGUAUUGCAUUGUUAGUGGACAAUGUGCGUUUCGUCAUUGAACAGGCAUUAGUAACUGCACAUCCAAACACCAUGUUAGGAACAAUGUUCAGUUCAGGCUUUCAAUUUGUCCAUCCCAAUGAACGUGGAGAAUACGAAGUAGCUGAAGGCAUUUCACACACAGUUUUCCGUGCUAUUUUGGAGUACUAUAAAAGUGGAAUAAUUCGCUGCCCUCCAACUGUAUCUGUACCAGAACUGAAAGAGGCGUGUGAUUAUUUACUUAUACCAUUUGAUGCGACCACAGUUCGUUGCCAGAAUUUACGAGGUUUACUACAUGAACUCAGCAACGAAGGUGCACGUCAGCAAUUCGAAGUUUUCCUUGAGGAUCUAAUACUGCCCUUAAUGGUUGCGUCUGCUCAGCGUGGUGAUCGAGAAUGUCAUGUUGUAGUCUUGUUGGACGACGACGUUGUGGACUGGGAUGAAGAAUUUCCUCCACAAAUGGGUGAAGAAUACUGCCAAACUGUACACAGCACCGCUAUGCAUCGAUUUUUUAAAUACAUUGAGAAUCGGGACGUAGCCAAGCAAGUGAUGAAAGAUCGUGGUUUAAAAAAAAUACGUUGUGGAAUCGAAGGAUAUCCUACGCACAAAGAAAAAAUUCGUCGAAGGCCAGGUGGCAGAGCUGAAGUCAUUUACAGUUACGUACAACGUCCUUUCAUACACAUGUCCUGGGAGAAGGAGGAAGCGAAAAGUCGACACGUUGAUUUUCAAUGUGUUAAAUCCAAAUCAGUAACAAAUUUGGCCGAAGCUAAUGCAGAUCCACCUUUGGAGCUCGACGCAAGUGGAAAUCCAAUAAGACCACCAGAGGUGAAUAUUAAUGCUGAGGUACGUGUACCGUUUGUUCCUGAGGUGGCCGGCGGUGGAGGCAUCGGUGCCCCCGUUGCAGUAGCUGUUGACGAAGCGGCAGGUGGUGUAAUAAUGCUUAACGAACUUGAACAGGCCUCUGGUGGAGCUGUCGAAGAGUCAAUCUGAAUGCACAUGUCCUAACACACAAAACUUAGCAUUUGUGAGAACACAUUUAUAAUAUGUAGACGUAUGUAUUUACUCUCUGAUCCUUCAUAUGUAUAACCAAAUGCAACUAUGAUAUUAAUAUACGUUUUCUAUUUACUAAAAAAUAUUAAUUUUUUAUUUGCACCAAAUUAGCAGCGGUCACCAUUUCAUAUUGAUUUAAAACAAGAAUAAUACAUCACAAUCCAAAUCUUAGAAGUCGAGUUUCGAGGAUUCCGUUAAUGUUGAAGUAUCCCAAUUCAUACAACGUUCCACAGCCAUUUUCCACUUUUUGUAACGCAUAUUCCUUUCAUUAUUGUCUAUAGUUGGUUUGAAAAUGCUCACUUGGCCUGAGCUGCCAACAAGCGGUGCCGCAAUGUCGUAGCUAGGUUCCACAACCAUAUAAGCAGCCAAUGCCGCGCCCUAAAAAUGGAAUAAACACUUGAAGAUCGGGAUAAAAUACAUAUUUUUUUAAUAUUCAUACCAAAGCCGUUGUUUCUUGCAUCUUAGCGCGCACCACAUUAAUGCCUACCAGAUCGGCUUGCAAUUGCAAAAAUAGAUUAUUUGCGGUCAUACCACCAUCAACCAUUAAUUUCGCCAUUGGUAUGCCACAGUCUUUACGCAUUGAUUCUAAAAUGUCUCGCACUUGGAAGCAGAUAGCCUCAAGAGUAGCACGUACAAUGUGCUCGCUCGUUGUUUCUUCACUCAGACCACAAAUAGCACUGAAAAUAAGGAGUAUUUACUACAUAUUCAUAUUUAUAUCAAAGUAUGUAUGUAAAGGACUUACCCGCGUGCCUCUUGAUUCCAAUAGGGCGCAUAAAGUCCACUGAAUGCCGGUACAAAGUAAACAUCCAAUGAAUUAUCGACUUUGCCAGCCAUCUCUUCAACUUGACUCACAGAAUCGAAUAACUCCAAAUUAUUUUUCAUCCAAUUUAUGGCUGCGCCAGCAAUCGCAACACUACCUUCUAAUGCAUACAUUACUGGUGCGCGUGGUCCUAAUUGAUAACCAACUGUUGUUAGCAAACCAUGCUUCGAUUGAACCAUAGAUGUUCCUGUAUUAUAGAGAAGAAAGCAACCAGUUCCGUAUGUAGACUUGGCGAGUCCAUGGCUCAAACAUUGUUGACCUACAAGUGCCGCCUGUUGAUCUCCCAGACAUGACGUAAUGGGGACACCUUUUAAAAUGCCAACCGUCACGUCACCAUAAUGCUCUGCGCUUGAGCGUAUUUGUGGUAACAUGGAGAGUGGCAAGCCAAAGAAACGCAAUAGAUGUGGAUCC